CCCAAGUGUAUGAUGGGAUCCCAUUUAUUAAGAUUCUGUAUGUACUAACAGAACCCACCACAGACACCUCCGCGAGUCCGCGGCCGGCGAAACCCUCACUCAUCGCAUCUACCUAUCUUUUUAUCGGAUCCUGUUGGUUUUUGAAAUUGUUUGUUUGUUGACAUUAAAGUUGGGAAAUAAGGGGGUUUUGCGUCUCUUUCAGAUGGAAAUAGGCUCUCUUAACAGUGAGCAAGUACAGGAUCCCGACAGUAAUGUGAUUGCAACAGCUCGAGAUGGUGUUUUGAUGGAAUUGGAUGCUGAAAAUUGUGUCCGAGAAGGAAAAAAAGAAUUUGUUGCACCUGCUAUUGGAAUGGAGUUCGAGUCGUAUGAGGAUGCUUAUAAUUAUUACAAUUGCUAUGCUAAGGAAUUGGGUUUUCGUGUUAGAGUGAAGAAUUCAUGGUUUAAGAGGAACAGUAAAGAGAAGUACGGUGCUGUUCUUUGUUGCAGCAGUCAAGGUUUCAAAAGAAUUAAAGAUGUCAACCGUUUGAGAAAGGAAACAAGAACUGGUUGUCCUGCAAUGCUAAGGAUGAGGUUAGUGGACUCCAAAAGGUGGAGAAUACUUGAAGUUGCACUUGAACAUAACCACUUAUUAGGUACAAAGAUGUACAAAUCGAUGAAAAAGAUGACAAGUGGAACAAAGAGGAAGUCACAGUCAAGUUCAGAUGCAGAAAAUCAAACAAUUAAGCUGUACCGAGCACUUGUGAUAGAUUCCGGGGGUAAUGGACCCUCAAAUUUUAAUGCAACAGAAGCCAGGAAUGAUAGUCCCAAUCAGUUGAACCUGAAAAAAGGUGACACACAAGCAAUUUAUAAUUACCUUUGUCGUAUGCAGUUAACAAACCCGAACUUCUUUUACUUGAUGGACAUCAAUGAUGAUGGGCGUUUGAGAAAUGUAUUUUGGAUUGAUGCUAGGUCGAGGGUGGCAUGUGGUUAUUUUGGUGAUGUGAUAUAUUUUGACAACACAUACUUGGCAAAUAAAUUUGAGAUCCCACUUGUGGCGUUAGUGGGGAUAAAUCACCAUGGUCAAGCGGUGUUGCUUGGUUGUGCCUUGCUUGCAGGGGAGACAGCAGAAUCCUAUAUUUGGUUGUUCAAAGCUUGGCUUACAUGUGUGUCAGGACGUUCUCCGCAAACAAUUAUUACUGACAGGUGCAAUGUUGUGCAGAGUGCAAUUGCUAAGGUGUUUCCUAGCUGUCAUCAUUGCUUUGGUUUGUCCCUGAUCAUUAAAAAAGUUCCAGAGAAAUUGGGAGGAUCACGCAAUUAUGAUGCAAUUAGGAAGGCACUGCUUAAAGCUGUUUAUGAAACUCUGAAGGUGAUUGAAUUUGAAGCAGCAUGGGGGUACAUGAUUCACCGUUUUGGAAUUGGUGAUCAUGAGUGGCUUCAAUCUUUGUAUGACGAUCGAUUCAGGUGGGCUCCAGUUUACUUGAAAGACACAUCUUUUUCCGGAAUGUCGGCCACACGUCCAGGUGAAACCUUGAGUCCAUUUUUUGACAAAUACGUACACAAGCAAACUCCACUGAAAGAAUUUCUGGACAAGUACGAAUUGGCUCUACAGAAGAAGCAUAAGGAAGAAGCUCUUGCAGAUAUUGAUUCAAGAAGCUCAAGUCCCAUGCUGAAAACAAGAUGUUCUUUUGAGUUGCAGCUUUCAAAAAUUUACACUAGAGACAUAUUCAAGAAAUUCCAAUUUGAAGUGGAGGAGAUGUAUUCUUGUUUUAGCACUACACAGUUGCACAUCGAUGGGCCAAUCAUAAUAUUCUUGGUCAAGGAGCGUGUCGUGGCAGAUGGGAAUCAGCGAGAGAUAAGGGAUUAUGAAGUUCUGUACAACAGAACAGCAGGUGAGGUUCGUUGUAUCUGCAGUUGCUUUAACUUCCAUGGGUAUCUAUGCCGGCAUGCUUUGUGUGUCCUUAAUUUUAAUGGAGUGGAGGAGAUCCCUUCCAAGUACAUUUUGGCACGAUGGAAAAAGGAUUACAAGCGUUUAUAUAUUCCAGAUCAUGGCUCCAAUAAUGUUGAUGGUACUGACCGUAUGCAGUGGUUUAGUCAGUUGUAUAGAAGUGCCUUGCAAAUCGUAGAGGAAGGUGUGAUCUCUCUUGACCAUUACAAUGUAGCAGUGCAAACAUUCGAAGAGUCUUUGAAAAGGGUUCACGAGAUAGAAGAAAAGCAUAACCCUGAAAACUUAAUGUCAAUACUAUACAUACGAAGUGGCAAUCGGAGUCGGGUUAGAUUAGAGACGUGCGUCAUGGUUGAAGAAGAUGAGGACGUCAUCGACGAGGGGGAGCAAUGUGGAUGUAGAAGAGGUCGGCGUGGUAGCGGAGAUCGGCGUGGAAGUGGAGGUCCGAGAUUGGAGAUCAGAGGUCAGAGAUCGGAGAUCGGCGUGGAAGUGGAGGUCCGAGAUUGGAGAUUAGAGGUCAGAGAUCGGAUCUUCGCCUCGUGGCUUGCCGCCGACGACGACUCGUUGCCGCGAGCAAUGGUGGAGAGAGAGCGAUCGACGAUUGACGACGGACGGCCGUCGCCAUGCUUCUUCAGAUCUGACUUGACAGCACCCACCCAACUCUUGUUUCUCCCUCCAGAUCUCUCUUAUCAGAUGGAUGAAGUUUCUCUCAACACGGAGCCAGCAGGCGAUGAUGAUGCUGAUGGUUAUGAGAUUGAAGGAGACUGUGCAAUGACAGAGUUUGUAAGUCAAACUGGCAUUAUGCAAGGGGAAAAUCCUCUUCCACCUGCGGCUGGAAUGGAGUUCGAUACUUAUGAGGAUGUGUAUUACUUCUACAAUUGCUAUGCUAAGCAACAUGGGUUCGGGGUUAGAGUAAGCAAUACAUGGUAUAGAAAGAGCAAGGAAAGGUACAGAGGAAAGCUUAGCUGCAGUAGUGCAGGUUUCAAAAAGAAGAGUGAUGCUAACCGCCCAAGACCGGAGACUAGAACAGGUUGUCCAGCAAUGGUCAAGUUCAGAUUAAUGGAAUCCAACAGGUGGAGAAUUAUUGAAGUUGAGCUUGAGCACAACCAUUUGAUCAGCCCAGCAAGUGGUAAAUUUUAUAAAUCCCACAAGAGCAUAGGUGGCGGAACCAAAAGAUCAUUGCAGUUGGAUAGUGCUGAAGAAGUACAAAAGAUAAGGCUGUUCCGAACGGUGAUUGUUGAUUCUGAGGGUCACAGAAGCAUAGAUGUUGACGAAGGAGAAUCUGGUAGUAAAGUUGACUACUCCAAUCAACUGAGGCUUAAAGAAGGAGAUGCCCAAGCUGUUCAGAAUUUCUUUUCACGCUUGCAGUUGAUGGAUCCAGACUUCUUUUAUGUAGUGGAUCUAAAUGAGAAAGGAUGCUUGAGAAAUUUGUUUUGGGCUGAUGCAAGGAGUAGAGUUGCUUACACCUAUUUCAGUGAUGUAGUUGCCAUUGACACUACAUGCUUGGAGAACAAAUUUGAGGUCCCAUUGGUUUCAUUCUGUGGAGUCAAUCACCAUGGACAAUCUGUGCUGCUGGGUUGUGGUUUACUUCCAAGUGGGACUAUUGAAUCCUAUACAUGGUUGUUUAGAGCUUGGCUUACAUGCAUAUUGGGACGUCCUCCACAAGCCAUCAUAACUGACCAAUGCAGAACAUUACAAACUGCUAUUGCUGAUGUUUUCCCUCGAGCUUCUCACUGUCUUUGCUUGUCCCAAAUAAUGCACAAAAUUCCAGAAAAUUUGGGAGGAUUAUUUGAAUAUGAAGCAAUUAAAGCAGCUUUUAUUAGAGCAGUUCACUAUUCUUUCAGGGUGGAGGAAUUUGAAGCAGCCUGGGAAGAUAUGGUCCAGCGUCAUGGAAUUAGGGAUCAUAAUUGGCUUCAAGCAUUAUACGAGGAUCGAAAGCAGUGGGUACCAGUAUAUUUGAGGGAUAUAUUUUUGGCAGGGAUGUCUCCUAUGCAACCAAGUGAGGUUGUCUCUUCAUUUUUUGAAGAAUUUCUGGUUAAAAGUACUCCUCUAAAAGACUUUUUAGACAAAUAUGAUCAAGCUCUGCAGACUCAUCAUCAGCUGGAAGUCUUGGCAGAUUUGGAUUCAAGAAACUCAAGUUAUAUGUUCAAAUCGGGAAGUCAUUUUGAGUUGCAACUCUCGGAACUGUACACUAAUGACAUUUUAAGGAAGUUUGGAAAGGAGGUAGAGGGGAUGUACUCUUGUUUCAGCACAAGACAAUUAAAUGUUGAUGGGCCACUGAUCAAAUAUACAGUGAAGGAACAAACUGAAGUUGAUGGAAACAGGAGGGAGAUGAGAGAUUAUGAGGUUUUGUACAAUCCAUCUGAGAUGGAGGUCCUUUGCAUCUGUGGUAUGUUCAACUUGAAAGGAUAUUUAUGCAGGCAUGCGCUCUCCAUCCUAAACCAGAAUGGCGUGCAGGAGAUUCCAGCUCUAUACAUUCUUUCACGAUGGAGAAAAGAUAUUAAGCGCAGUUAUGUCUAUGAUCACAGCUGCAGUGGCAUUGAUAUUAAUAACCCAGUCCACAGGUACGAUCACCUGUAUAAAUGCAUCGUGCAGGUUGUGGAGGAAGGGAGGAAAUCACAAGACCGUUACAAGGUUGCAUUGCAGGAAUUGAAUGGGAUAUUGAACAAGCUUUGUAUUACUGAAGAUUGUGCCUUGUAGUCAUAAAAUAAUGUCGAAGAUGAAUGGUGUAUCGUAUAAAAAUAAAAAUAUGCCUGAUCUGUGUAGCUGAAAAUAUGUGUGCAAUACAGAGCUCUUUCCUCCAGUAAAUGUUUUUGUAUUGGUUUUUGUG
Messenger RNA from Fragaria vesca subsp. vesca, 4751 nucleotides. RefSeq lists its product as uncharacterized. Gene Ontology annotation, biological process: regulation of DNA-templated transcription. The transcript has 6 exons. The coding region runs from base 203 to 4621 and encodes 1472 amino acids. The record is from RefSeq and is a predicted model, not a curated record. Lineage: Eukaryota; Viridiplantae; Streptophyta; Magnoliopsida; Rosales; Rosaceae. Gene Ontology annotation, molecular function: zinc ion binding.